UGGACUAACAUCUGACGCCGAAAUGUGGUGGAGGUUUUUCAAUACCUCAAACAUGUACUUAAGUACAAUACUGCAGUAAAUGUAGGCUAUCCACCACCGGGUGUGUGUUGCUGUGCAGCCAUCGCACAACUGAAUUAUUUGUUUAGCUUGUUUAUUUCUUCAUGUUUGUGUGUUUGUGUCUCCCGGGACUCUGACAGACGCCACCAGCUCCUCAGACACCAGCGGGGAGAAACCACAGGCUGCCUUUGCGCAUGGUCAGUUUCACCCCCGUCCUCCCCCCACCCUCUCUCUCCCUCCCUCCCUCCCUCUCUCUCUCUCUCUGCAUCCUCCUCACACAUGAUCCAGCAGCAUCCAUCUCUCCGGAUGUCCACAGCCGUCUGAGUCCCGCCUGGUCGCGGCAUCAGCACCAGAUGUGUAGGGGAGGCUGGUUUGUCCUUUCUGGGCUCCUGUAGAAACACUACGGACUCUGUGGAAGAAGAUUUGCUCCGCCCAUGGAGAUAAAAGCUCAUUCAAAGUGAGGAUAAUGCAGAGUGGAGGGACUGGGAAGACAUGAGCGCUGGAUGGAGUCCUCUUCCAACGCCGUAGAGCUCCGGGAGCUGCGGGGCGGCGGAGCCCGGCGAAGCGUGUCUCCGACGCCGGCCUCAGCGCCCUGGACAGCGUCCACCGUGUGCUGCGCCACCCGAGGCUUCGAGAACGCAUCGUACCAGCAGGACGAGGAGCAUGACCACCAGCAGCAGGGGGCGACAGUGUCAGCAGGUUGCCCGCCGUCAUCUUCAGGCCCCAGCAAGGGGGAGCAGCAGCAACAGGAGCUCUCUCCACAGUCGUACGAUGAGGAGGAAGGAGGAGCAGGACAGGAGGACGGCCAGGACUUCACUGAGUUCAACCCGACUGAUGACCACUCUGCAGAUUACGGCUUCAUCUUUGCCCUGGUUUUCCUGGUGAGCGGGAUCGUCCUGGUGGUCAUCGCCUACACCAUCCCCAGAGAGGCCAAAGUCGACCCGGACUCCGUGUCAGCCCGCCAGAUGGAGAAGCUGGAGAUGUACUACGCCCAGCUUGGCUCCCACCUGGACAAGUGCAUCAUUGCAGGCCUGGGCCUGCUGACCCUCGGGGGGAUGUUCCUGUCUGUGCUGCUCAUGGUGUCCAUCUGCCGGGGCGAGAUGUACCGACGCCGGGCGGCCUUUGUUCGACCCAAGAGGACUUACGGCUCCAUCAACCUGAGGAUGAAGCAGCUGGCGACCGGAGAGGCAGGAGGAGGUGCCGGCGGAGAUGGAGGUGAGGAGUUUUUAGUGGAACAUGCAGACGAGAGGAACAACAUACAGCCAGAUCCUUGCCGGGAAUCCAAAACAGAACCAGGACCAAGGAGGCAUUCACCUCCAGCUGCCUCUUCCUCUUCAGCCACUGGACAUGGAGUUGACUAGCCGUACCUUUGCUAGGCGACUGAUUUGCCUUCCUCUGAGUGAGCACUCAGUUGCAAAAUGGGGAUGCAAAAUGGUGCAGGUCCCCCAUUUGUGCUGACAGGAGAAGCACAUGUUGAGCACAAGGCUCUCAGCCGGAGCGACCCAGCUUUAACCCAACAUUCUGGGAUGAACGUGAUCUAAGUUUAUGGGAUAUUUAUUCAAUCAUAAGGGAUGUAUUACUUAACAAAGGAGGGCUCGAUCCUAUAGAGGAAGGGAGGUAAGCCAAUGCAAGAGUGGAAAAGAGCACAUUAGGAGAUGAAUGGUUGUAUAUCAAAGAUUACAAUUCCAAUAUGAAUCCAUGGUAUGUUAAUCAGAGACUGAGUUUUACAACAAAGGGAAAGCACAUUGUGUCCGAUGGCUCUGGAGUUUGGUCUCCACUGCAGAAAGCAAAAUCACCACUUUAUUUAUUAAGUCCAGUGUUGAUGCUCAACAUUUAAACCUAUUCACAAUCACAGGAUUAACCUCAGCACAGACAGUAAAUGUCUGUCUUGACCUGUACAGUCACUGGACAGAAAACAGCAGUGUCUGACUGGACUGUCUAAAUAAAGUGUGAUGGGAAAGUGUGAUGAUGACCCCCCCACCCCCGCAAAUAAACAGAGGCAACACUUCUGAAAGUAGUAUUUCUAGUGGGACAUUUAAACCCAACAGCAACAGCAUCUGCAAUAACUGAACUGUACAGAAGAUGAAGCAUAGAAUCAUUUUAAAACUGAACCCCAGUUGUGUCACCACCCACCCUCAGCAACCUGCAGGAAACAAAAUGGUACAUUCAACUUAAACCUGCACUGAGCAAUAUUUUUGAUGGCUGAGUACGUGGAUCUGUGCAGACCACACAGAGACCACAGGUUUUAAUUUGGUUCUUCAUCCAACCGCUUCCUUUUAAUACUGUGACUUUACUGACUUUAAUCCCUAAAAAUUCAUCAAAAUAUUAUGUGUGCUUCUUGUAAAACUACUAUUAAUAUUACUCAAGAUUUCUCACUUGUAAUUGCUAAUGGUGGUGCUAAAGGUGCUUUCAGACAGCGAGCGGUAGCAGUUAUCAGCAUAUCAGCUUGAGAAGCCAUUUGCACGCUGCAGCGUUAGCAAAUUUUUUCAACUAAAAGAAGCUUCAGCGUGCUUGAAAAGUCACCAAAUGAAGCCACAUGCAAAUUUGUAUAAUUAAAUGCAUAUCAGAAUGUGUGUUGGUAAGAGAUUCUCUCUAAAGACGCCCAUAAAACCGACUCAAACUCUCUCAUGACUCCAGUCUCACAGAUAAAUUGUAUUAAAGGGUUUGUGUUUUAUGUCUAUGUUAUUAAGAGAAAAAAGAAUCGGCUGAUAUAUUGUUAUCAGAUGAGCAGCGAUAUUCGCAUUGGCGUCAAACAUCCAAAAUCAGUCAACUGCUAACUUAACUGUAGUGCACAAGAACAAAGUGAAGUAUGGAAUACAAGAGCAGCUUAUUCAUUAUUAGCUUGAUUUGUUGCUACAGAUAUCUUCAAAGUCACCAAACCUGGUGAGGUUGUUAAGCUACAGAGGUGCUGAAAGGUUCUGUUUUCUGAGUCUUUGCGCCCCCUUGUGGUAAAAAAAAAUCUCAAUGCAGCUUUAAUAUGUGACAAAAUAUUUAGCUGUUCUGAAAAUGCCUGAAUUUAAAGAACAAAAGUGCACAAUGAAAGUAGACUAUAAGGAAAUACAGUAAGAGAAAAUUAGAAAGGAACGAUGAGAGGAGACUGGAAGGUGCAGAACUGACAUGAGUCACUGUUAAGAGGCUGACUCACAUUACCCAGAAGACAUUGCACCAGCAGUCCAAGAGCUCCUCUACCCUCUCAAAUGUUUUGAUGUUGGUCAUCACAAAUAAUUUUGUUUUUGUCCUCCCCUUGAAGUUCUUUUGUAUUUUUUUCCUCCUCAACACAUCUGGGAUGAAAAAGAUUUUGUUGCAGCAUCAUGGUUGCAAAUUGAUUCUGUUUUAAUCACCGUGGAAACCAGAUGAAAUGAAUUGUUUUCAUCACAGAAAUGUUUUAACCAGGCUAAAUCAAUUCCUGAGCGACCACACUGGCUCAUGUAGCGAAUCACAGACAGCUGGAAAAUAUGACUAAUUUUGCAAGUGACACCACUAGACAAGAUAAUUAGUGAAGGGAAGACAGAGUUUAACACUUUCACUGCUGGAUGUAUUUACAAGCACAUGAAAUGUUUUUCUUCUCAUAUUCAUAACCCUGAACUCCCAGAGUACCGUGUCACAUGUCCAGUGUCUUCAGCUGCAUCCCCAAAAACUGUUGCCUCAUGUUUACUAAUCAGCAAUUUCUGCUGCAGAUAGACAGCCACUAUUAUCACCUUUAAAAUAAUAUUUACCUGACAUUUAAAGGUACUGAGUGUUUAGUGUAUAAAACUAGCCUUUGCUACAUGCUGUAAAAAGAAACCACACAAUCCCAGUUACAGUGACCUUCACUGAAGUUAAAUUCAAAAUGAACAAAAAACUAAAUUAUUCAGAAGUGUGCUUGAAAUAGCAAAGCAGUAAAUUGAAGGGGUCAGGGUGUCUUCUGAGUCCUAUUAUAUCUAUCUGACUGAAGCAGCUGGUUUUGACUGGAAUGAGCCUUUAACGAUGCAGCGCUUACUUAUUUGUAUUAUAUGUAAACAGACGAUAUUUAUGUGAUGUAAGGACACAAUAUGCCUUAAUGAACAAACACAGACACUGUUAAUUAAUUGUGUGUACGUAAAUAUUAUUAUGCUAAUGUAUCAAGGUCUGUGCAGUGAGGCAAUUAGCCAAGAGUAAUGUAGCUACACACACACACACACACACACACACACACACUCACACUAAAAUGUCCUCACAAGGCAGCGUGUGGCUCAAUAUUUGUGAGGACGUCUUGAGUCUUAUUGAUAUCCAGGCACGCUGGCAUACUUACCUUAAUUAGUAUGUCAGCUAUAGUGUGUCAGAUACAUUCUUAUUUCACAGUACAAAUAUACUGUAUAUACUGUAUACUACAUGUAGACGUGUCGGAUGUAGAGGACCAGCAAAAGCUAAAGUGCACAAACCAAAUACGCAGUGCAGGUAUGCAAAACAGGGGGACUUAAGUUGGACCAGUUUCUUCCUUUCUGUUAGCUGCUUCAUAACGUCAGCAGCCUGUUCACCACAGCUUGAUGAAAACAAACCAAACCAACAAGCAACAGCUGGACAGCUGAGCUUCAGUAAUGAACAUUCAGACUAAUUACAUGACAAACACUUUAUACCAUUUACAAACAAUUAUUUUCAUUAUUCUUUUAAUCUCGGGCUGCAGCCGGUGAUUGACUGCUGAUUGACUUACUAACUGAUACACUACGUAGUAGAGAUAUACACCAAGUAAAUCACAAACGUGAAUGAUGUCAUAAUUGAUGAUUAGAAAUGAACACCAAACGUCCCUGAAAUAUUCUGGAGAAAACGAACAGAUUACUUAAUCUCACCGUGAUUUAAUUUACUUCCUGGUCAUGUGUUCAAGACACCUGACAACCACAGUGUCCAUUAAAGACAUCAGAAAUACCACGAAGUCCACGGAGCUCAGUAGUGUUCUAUGAUCUCUGGUUACCCUUGUGUCAAAGACUGUCCUGUUUCUGGACAGCCACAGGUUUGGUCCCUGCUGCAGUGGGUCUCUGCCGAGGUGUCCUUGAGUAAAGAGGAGACGUUUCUGGGGCCACAUGGGGCCAGAUGUUUGGGCUCUUGUUUUGACUGGAUGUGUUUCGUGUUUGGAGAAAGUGCUGUGAUGUUCCAGUGUCAACGAGCGUAGAUGUCUUCUGAAUCUGUUUUACUCUGGGUUC
Molecule: messenger RNA, 5213 nt
Organism: Scatophagus argus
Lineage: Eukaryota; Metazoa; Chordata; Actinopteri; Scatophagidae
Gene: tmem74b
Product: transmembrane protein 74B
Exons: 4
Coding region: 561-1418 (285 amino acids)
Source: RefSeq, a predicted model, not a curated record